Messenger RNA from Bactrocera dorsalis (oriental fruit fly), 15382 nucleotides. It is a transcript of the gene nvd, whose product is annotated as cholesterol 7-desaturase nvd. The record is from RefSeq and is a predicted model, not a curated record. Gene Ontology annotation, cellular component: chloroplast. Gene Ontology annotation, molecular function: 2 iron, 2 sulfur cluster binding; chlorophyllide a oxygenase activity. Bases 8824 to 9930 code for a protein of 368 amino acids. The transcript is spliced from 2 exons. NCBI's taxonomy places the organism in Eukaryota, Metazoa, Arthropoda, Insecta, Diptera, Tephritidae. Gene Ontology annotation, biological process: cholesterol metabolic process; chlorophyll biosynthetic process.
AAUAUGCGACAGUAUUUUCAUCUGGUAUCAUUCGGAACGAAAAAAGAUCCAAUGGGAGCUACCUCUAAUUACUUCAAUCGAAAACAAGGAUUUAGUCUUCCAAGGCAGUAAUGAGUUUUACGUUGAUUGCCAUAUUCAAGAGAAAAUCUCAGUAAUGCGGAGACACAGUUAUUGCUGAGAGUACGGUUGAAUAUGGAGGACGAGAAGGAAAAAAAUGUAUUAUGGAAGAAAGUUGUGACCGAAGUUAAAAAUGUAAAUCCACAUAUAAGACUGGACAGCACCACAGCGCAGAGAAAAUUCUUAAAUCUUAAAUUGAAGUGUUUUUUGUCUAUUUUUAUUAGUCCUAGUGUAUCAUAGAACAUAAAAACAUAUUAAAAAAAAUUACAUUUCUACAGGUUAGGUAGAAAAGGCCGUAUCGUAUGUGAUACAGUAAGCUCAUAUAUAUGCAAUAAUACAACAAAAAACCAAGUUUUUAUCAAGGGUACUUCAAAAUAAUUUAUUAAUUCUGGUGUAUCGUAUAUGAGACGGUAGGUCUAAAUGGGUUAAGAAAAGAAAUAAUUCUUCCGGUAGAGAAGCUACAUACUGGAGGUAUGGUACAAGGCACUCAAUUACUCCUCCAAUCGCAAAUUUGCAAGCCUCUUUGGAUUUGGUACUGUCAACGUCGCCCACACGACUUUAUUGUUUUAAUAAAUGAUUUCUUCAAUACCCUUCUUUUUCUUAAAUUUAAAGAAAAUCUAUCAUUUCUUUGCUCACAAAUUUCGUCUGGUGUUAGAUUCAGCAAAAUUUCCAUUUUAGUAUUAUACGCGUUCAAAAAUGCAAACAAAUGUAUCUGCAAAUUGUCAAAAAUUGUAUAAGAAGUAUCAAACAUCAAACUUGCAGUGUUGCUACUGUUGCUUAUGCUGCAAGUCAUGAUGCAUUUACGAACAUAGCCAUAUAUUUCAUUCUGCUGUCCUCUAUUUCUAUCUUAUUUUCAUUACGCAUAUACCAUGGCGAGCAAAUGAUCGUUUUAAGCAUGUUUGGAACCUUAGUAUUAUAUCAAUAUUAGUUGCACAGGUCGUACCCCACAGUUGAAUGCAAUACAUCCAAGUAGUGGGUAAAUUUUAGAAUAGCAUCCUCUGAUUUCGGGGUUAAAAUGGGUAUGUACGGAUAGAGGAUGUCCUCCAGAUCGAGAAUAUACAGUGGCUCACAGCUUAUUUGACCCACACUAUAUUUUCAAAAAUAAAUGAGUAUAACUUUUUAACUAAAAAAUAGCAAAAAAAACGCAGGUUUUUUAGUGGAUAUUGAAAGAGUAAUAAAGCGCUUAAGUUUUAUUAAAUUAACAAAAGGUUUCAUAUUUAUUCAACUUAAAAGAAAAAUACUGAUAUUUUCAAUGUCACAGCUUAUUUGACCCACUGCAUUUAACGAUCAGCUUCUCUUCCAAGAAGCUUAGCCUAACGGUGCUUUUUUUGUUCACACUUUGCUUAUUAUAUUCGCAAAUCGAAUUUUCACUUGGAUUUUGUCAAGAAAGCACGUGUUACAACCAUGGGAAGAUGCGCAACGAUCGAACAACGAGAAUUAGUCCUUAAACACCAUAAAAACGGAGUUUCUCGAUGAGAAAUUGCAAAAAUUGUGCAUAUACCAGAUGGUACCGUGAAAGCCAUCAUGCACAGAUUCGUUCUCGAAAACCGCAUAGAAAACAAAGGAAGAAAAGCGCUAAGCAAAAUUUUUAGUAAAACUGAUGAACGCUAUAUUGCGCAAAAAAUUAAAAAAUACCCAAGGAUUUCAGCCCCAAAACUAGCUAGGGAGAUGCAGGACAUGACCGGCAAAACAUUUUAUACGGAAACCGUCCGAUGUGUUUUAACCCAUUUACAACCAUUGUACUCGCUUGUGUACAGAAAAUCAGUCAAGUUUAGGCAUGUGGCGUAACUCAAUGCUAAGUAUUUGCACACAAAUUUUUGAUCAUAUGCGUAGUUUUAUUCCUAGAAACAACAAAAAAAAUACAUUCGCUUCACGCGAAUUCAUAACGGCACGUUUCGUGGCGUCAACUUCUGUGCGGUUUUUUCAUAUUGUGUGAUUUUGUGUAUUUAGUCAUUAUUUUGCUGUUGAUGAGCUAUUAUCUCUCAGUUGUUAGUUUUAAAAUUGUGUGUUGUGUGAGAUAAGACUAAAGAGAUCAAUUUUAUAAAAAAAAAACAUUUGAAAAACCUAUUCUUAUUUGAGGUAUGUGCAUUUCAAAAGUUGUGUACCCGCUUAGGUACAAUGGCAAAAUGUGCAGGUGAAAUAAAAAAUUGUAUCUUUUGGUUAGGAUGGCUAUUUCCACUUCGUGUUUUUAUGGAAAGAGAUAUGUAUGAACAACUUUCACAGGCUUUAGCUGACAUCGCGAAUGAUGAUGAGGCAGAGCAGACGUCGAUAUCGUUAUGAUUCCUCCUGAUGUCGAUGUCAAUAAUGUCGUAACUAUGGGAACUAAUUUUGAUACGGUUGAACCGUUGAAAUACGUAAAGCGUUGGUCAAAACUGGAACAAAAAAAGAUAAGUAUACCUCAGCCAAAUUUACUUUCAAAUUACAACUACGGUAUGGGCGGUGUUGAUCUACAUGAUCAGGCCGUAAAUGUAUACAAAAUUGGGAUUCGAGGCAAAAAAUGGUGGUGGCCGCUUUUUACUUCGAUGAUAUGCUCCACAAUGGUAAACGCUUGGAAGCUGUACAAAGACGUGAAUAAUAGUACCAAAGAUUUGCUUGAGAUUCAACGUGACAUUACGCGAUACUACCUACGACACUACACAUUGAAAAGAUAUUCUAAGCGCGCGUUAGCUCCAAGUGUUUCUACAGCUGGAGGACCACAUUUUCCAAAGAGAAUCCUCAAGCCUCUUAUGUGUAGAGUCUACCAUAAACGAAACCGGUGGAUUUGCGAGCUAUGUGGUACUGCUUUGUGCGUGGAACGCGACUGUUUUAAAAUAGCCCACUCAUAAAUAUUUUAUACACUUUUGACCAUUGUACUCGUGUGGGUACAGCAAAAUUUUCGUAUAUGUAAUAAAAAAAAAAAAAAAAAAAAAAAAUUUUGUUCAUCUCUGCGAUGGUAUAAAUCAAUAAAAAACUGAAAAUUUUAAAUAAAUUUAGUUUUUGACUCCUUGGUUGUAAAUGGGUUAAGAGAAUAUGAUUUUCACGGCCGAGUUGCUCGCAAGAAGCCAUUUAUUAAUAAAAAAAAUAGAGACAACCGCUUGAAGUUCGCAAAGGAUCCAAGAUUCUGGAAUGAUGUCAUUUUUGCUGACGAGUCCAAAUUUAAUAGGUAUUUUUGGAUCCGAUGGAGCCGACUCUAAAGCAAGGCGGUGGGCAUGUAAUGGUGUAAGCUUGUAUGUACACAUAUGGACAAAAUAAUAGGUGUGCCUAUGCGUGAUGCCAUUUUUUUGUCAAAAAGUGUUGUAACUGUUAUUUAUUAUUAAUACCGCUAUGUUUUUAUGAUGAACGCGUUUUAGUAGCAUGGUGGUGUCAACAGUUUGCAUUACUCAUUCGGUGAUUUUGCUUUUUAGUGACGAGUGAUCAUUGUUCAUUAGUUGUAGUUCAUAUUUUUCGUAAAGAAGUUGUUAAUUCGUACUAUUUACCAUACCAAAGUAAGUAUUUGAGUAUUUCCAAAUUUAUAUUAGUUUAAAUAUCACAAACUGACAAACAAAAAAUUUUCAGAAUGGGUCGCAAGAGACACUGCACCGAAAUAGAACGCCAAUUGGUUAAAAAACUACGUGGUGAAGGGAAAACAUAUAAAUUCAUAGCCAAUACGUUAGAGCGAUCAGAAAAUUUUGUCACUAAUGCUCUAAAAGGAAAAAAAGGGAAGGAAACUCGUGGCCGUCCAAAAUUAACCUGCCCAAUUGAUGACCAUCGUAUAGUACUUAUGGCAAAAAAAGACCCUUUUAUCUCUUCGCGACAAAUUGAAGCGGAGGUGGGACUUAAUAUAAGCUCGCGGACAAUUCGGCGUCGUUUGGUGGAAGCUAAACUACCAGGGCGAACGGCCAGAAAAAUUCCUCUGCUACGAAAGAACAAUAUCCAGAAGAGGAAAACUUUCGCUACUGAACAUAAAGAUUGGUGUGGUCCCACUGGAGAAAAAAGGUGGCGAAAUAUUUUAUUUAGUGAUGAAGUGAAGAUAAAUCUUUGCGGAAAUGAUUCCAUGAGAAGCGUACGCCGUCCGAAAGGCAAGGAAUUCGAUUCCAGAUACACCAAAAAGACAGUUAAGCAUGGGGGCGGAAAUGUUAUGGUGUGGGGAUGUUUCUCCUGGCAAGGUGUUGGUCCAUUAUUUUGGAUAAAGGAUACAAUGACCGCUGUUGAGUACAGGGAAAUAUUACAAAAUAUUAUGCUACCAUAUGCGGAAGAAAAUAUGCCUCUGCGCUGGUGUUAUCAACAAGAUAACGAUCCGAAGCAUACCUCGAGGUUAGUAUCUGAGUGGCUCAUAAAUUCAAAUGUAACCUGUAUGAAAUGGCCAAGUCAAUCUCCUGACCUCAAUCCGAUUGAGAACUUGUGGAGUGACCUCAAAAGGAGAUUGGCAGGCUUUUCUUUUCGAAACAAGGAGCAAUUGUGGCAAAAAACUAAAGAAUUGUGGGAUGCAACUCCCUUGGAGACUUGUCAAAAGCUAGUACAGUCUAUGCCCAAGAGAAUAGCAAAACUUAUCCAAAACAAGGGAGGAUAUACUGGCUAUUAAAAACUUAUAGGCUAAGGAAAUAAUAUACUGAUUUUUUUUUUAUUUUGAAAAAACUUUUUUACACCUAUUAUUUUGUUCAGGGAAAUAUGUUUUUAUAAUUGAAUUUUUUGUUUUAAAGCUUACAGUAAGAAAAUUGCAAAGUAUUUCUGUUUAAUAAAGAGAAAUACUUUUAUUACUAAAGAAAAAUUUGUUUUAAUUGCAUAUGAUUUCACGAUAUUUUGGUAAAAUGUAAUACACCUAACUAUUAUUUCGUCCAUAUGUGUAUGUCGGCUGUAGGUGUUGGAAGGCUUCAGUUCACAGAGUCAGCAAUAGACAAAACGCUUUAUCUCAAUAUCCUGAAGGAUAAUUUGAUUCAAAGUGACGAGGAUCUAGGAGUAAAGGACGAUUUUCGAUUUUACCAAGACAACGAUCCCAAACAUACUAAUUUACAACUGCCCACAUGUGAUGAAACCACUGGUACAAUCACCCGACCUAAACGUGAUUGAAAACCUGUGGUCCAUUUUGGAUACCAAUAUGCGCAAACGACAGAUAUCCAAUAAAAACGAUCUAAAAGUUGCGUUGAUGGAGGAGUGGGCAAAAAUAUCUCCAGAAAAAACAAAAAAGUUGGUAGAUUCUAUGCCAAAGCGCCUAAAAUUGGUCAUUGACCAGAAGGGAGAACAUACACAAUAUUAAAAUUUUGUUAAUCUUUUGUUACUUUGUUAAUUUUUAUUUAAUUUAAGGAAUGGGUCAAAUAAGCUGUGACAUUGAAAAUAACAGUAUUUUUCAUUUAAGUUCAAUAAAUAUGAAACCUUUUGUUAAUUUAAUAAAACUUAAACGCUUUAUUAUUUUUUCAAUAUUUUAUUUUUUUGCUAUUUUUAUUAGUUAAAAAGUUAUACUCAUUUAGUUUUGCAAAUAUGGUGUGGGUCAAAUAAGCUGUGAGCCACUGUAUAUAAGUUAACACAAUAUUUUAUGAACUACUACAUAAAUUUCAUUCCCACAUUAUAUGCUAGAAACAUACAAACCGUUUGCAUACUUUGGAGUCCUAUUACAACCAAAAGUGCAACUGCGCUAAACGCGCAUCCGCUAAAUUCUUAAGUGAGCGAAACACGCGCAACCAUGUCUUCAUCCCCAAAACCAAAUAGCUGCAGGGGAGCGCUACACGCGCAAACCCUUUUAGCUGACCAAGCAUCUUUGGUCACGUAGGCCGGCUCAAGCAUAGGUUAGACUAUAAACUUUAAAGUUAAGUGUCCCGAGCAGGGACCGUGAAGAAAAAAAUAAUAAUAUUUUUUAUACUCGCGGACGAAACUUAAAUAACAUUUCGUACUCGGCCCCUUAGUACCUUUCGGAAAAAGGACGGGCAGUAUCAACCCAGCCGAACGAAAAGCAUAAGCCAAAUACAAAUACAUUGAACGGAAAGUGCGUGACGGGGAAAUUUAGAAUAAAUUAAACAAAUGUAAAAUAAUCCAACUAUAAGAGGAAAGAUUUAAAUUAAUUCAUCAAAUACAACCAAUACAACAAAUACAACUAAUAGAGGAAAGAUUUAAGUUAAUUCAUCAAAUACAACCAAUACAACAAAUACAACUACAAGAGGAAAUAUUUAAAUUAAUUCAUCAAAUACAACCAAUACAACAAAUACAACUACUAGAGGAAAGAUUUAAACUAAUUCAUCAAAUACAACAAAUACAACUACUAGAGGAAAGAUUUAAAUUAAUUCAUCAAAUAGAACCAAUACAACAAAUACCACUACAAGAGGAGAAAUCUAAAUUAACCACACAAAGGAGGAAACACUAUCAACACAGGAAAAUGCAAAUGAUAUUUAUGCAAGUUUGAUAUUAAAAUUAUUAGUAAGUAAGGUUAUGUGAAAGGAAAUAAUUAUUGUUAUAACAAAAGAAAAGUUAACACUGUAAAAAAAAAAUUUAUUUAAAUAAUCAUAAACAAGUGAACAAAAUGGCGCAAGAUAGAUAGCAGAGACCCUUUCGAGGUUAAAUUUGCAGGCAAAUCCUUACCCUCUGUUUUUACUGCUAGCCAGAGAAGAGAGCUUUCAAACUUAAUAACAGAAACAGUUACCGUCCUACUACACCCUAGAGUAGUAGAAAAAGAGGAGCAUAGAGUGGAAUUCAGUAGGCAUACCGAGUCAUUAGACCGAAUACCAGAUGUAGUGAAGUGUUUGAGGGAAUUUUCUGGAAGACCAGGAGAGUUUAGCUCGUGGAGGAAAUCCGGAGAUAGGAUACUGUUGAUGCAUGGUCAAAACAGGGAUUCGCCAAAGUAUUAUUCAAUUCUUCACACAAUCAGACAAAAAAUUACAGGCGAGGCCGACGCCGCACUCGAGUCAUAUCGGACUCCAUUGAAUUGGAGUAAGAUCAAGAAGUGCCUAAUGCUUCACUACUCGGAUAAAAGAGACGUCAGUACCUUAGAGUACCAAAUGACAACUCAUGUCCACCAGGGUAGAACAGUAGAGGAAUUUUACCACGAGGGCUACAGGUGUCUCUCUCUUAUACUAGAUAAGAUUGAUUGUCUGGAGCUAGGAGAGGAAGCCAUGACUGCUAUGGCUAAUACCUAUAGAGAAAAGGCACUAGACACCUUCGUUAGGGGUGUCAAUGGGCAACUGCCAAGUUUACUCAGUGUGAGGGAACCAACCAGCUUGCCACAAGCCCUUCACAUGUGCCUUAAAUUGGAUAAUAUGAACUAUCGGACAAGCCAUGCUAACAACAUUUCCCGUAUGAUAAGUAAUCAAAAACCGACAAACCACUCCCAACAACGAACAUAUCCCGCAAAGACGGAAGGACGAUCCCAGAGCUUGCCAAUUUUGGGCAAGGAUCUUUCCCUAGACCUCCACAAAGGUAUGGUCUAAACCUUCCCCUUUAAUAUGGACGGAAUGUCGUACUACAACCCGUUUCAAAUCCGACUCCACAAUAUCGACAAUACGGCACACCACAAGCAAAUCGAUACGUCACAUCGUACAAUACGCCUUACCGAAAUUCUCAACAGGGUUACAGACCACAACUACCACCCAAACCCCCAGUCCCAAUGGACGUUGACAAGUCCAUACAAACCAAACAGGUUAAUUAUCAGAAUAGGCCACAACCCCAAGGACUUCAUAAUCUGGGGCAACGAAAUUCAAACAAUGGACAAUCCCAACCAUUUCAUAAACGCCCACCCUCGCUGACUUUACAACAGCCCAAUAAAAUUCAACGACUCUAUAAUACAGAAGCUGUGGAUCCUACUGCAGCAUCCAACUCAAACGAGACUAUUGAAAAUGUUGAGGGAUAUUACUACGAAGACCCGCAAUACCUUAGCUACGAACAAGAAGCGGCACAUUUUGAAAACGAACAAACAGACUAUGCACCGAUAACAUUAAUUUUUAGACAUACCAUUCAUAUAGACAUUUUUUCGACAGGCAAGCAUAAAGUACUUACUUCUAUUGACAAAUUUUCAAAAUUAGCUGUAAUAAAAAAUAUAGACGGGAAAAGUAUCGAAAACAUAAAAAAACCAUUAAGAGACAUAAUAUUUUACUUCGUAGUACCCAAAUGCAUGGUUUUUGACAACGAAAAGACAUUUAGUUCACAGCCAAUAAAAUUCAUGCUAGAAAAUGAAUUUAACAUACAAAUUUUCACUACACCACCAUACAAAAGCGAAGUGAACGGACAAAUAGAAAGAUUCCACUCGACAUUAUCCGAAAUAAUGAGAUGCCUUAGACAAGAAUACCCAGACAAAAACUUUGAGGACCUUUUGCAAUGGUCUGUAAACGAAUACAUUCACACUAUCCACUCCGUUACAGGAAAAAAACCAGUUGACAUAUUUUUUGGCAGACCCUGUCCAUCCAAUCGCGAAAAUCGGGAAGAGACUAGAACAAAAACUCUCGAAAAACUUAAAAAAGCACAAUAACGGGACCUACAAUACCAUAAUAGAAAUAAGAAGGACACUAUAGACUACAGGCCAGGACAGAAAGUUUUCGUUAGACAAAAUAAAAGACUAGGUACCAAACUUUCCAAACGAUACAAAGAAGAAAUUGUGAAAGAAAAUAGGAACUCCACAAUAUUAACAGAAUCAGGAAAAAUAGUUUACAAGGACCGCAUACGAAACUAACUCAGAACAUUUUUAUUAUUUUUAAAUCUCUCUUUUUCCUGAACUUUAUUUUAAGCGAUGGUUCAGUUGAGGUGUUAGAUUACACUCAGUCAGAAAUCGUUAUGAUGGAGGAAGGAAUUGGCAAAAUUCAAACAGGAACCUACCGGAUUAUCCACAUGACAAACAUAACAGAAUACUCUACAAUAUUACGGGAACUGAACAGAAACUUCAUACGAAACAUUCCAGCUAACAACCCUCUUUACCCAUUUAUAACAGACGAAAUCAGUAGCAUCAACAUAACAAUUAAUAACAUUUUACCUAAAUACAAAAAUAAAAGAUCACUAGACUACGUAGGAUCAGCCUGGAAAUGGAUAGCUGGCAACCCGGACCAUGACGAUUUAGUAGCCAUCAACAGCAAAUUUAAAGAAGUAAUCGAGAAUAACAACCAACAAUUAAUAAUCAACAAAAACAUUUUAGAAAGAAUAAACAAUAUAACAGAAAUUAGCAACUCAAUAAUAAAGUCUCUAGGAAGUAGUAACGAAUUUCAGACCGCCCUAAUACUUAAAUAUAAAUCUAAAAUUGACAUAAUCAAAGAUGAGUUAGAAAAUAUUAAAAGAGCAAUUCAUUUAACUAAAGCGAACAUUAUUAACUCAGUUAUUAUUAACAAUCAAGAAGCUCAUAGAAUAAAUAAAAUUUUUAUGGAAGAGAAUCUGCAAUUUGGUUCGUUAGAAGAAUCUCUGAAUUUUGCAGACGUUCAAAUUGCUGUAAAACAAAACUUACUAAUUUAUAUGAUAAAAAUACCGAAAACCGGUAAGGAAAUUUGCAAAUCUAUUAUAAUUAAGCCUUUAAGUAAAAACGAAACUAUUUUAAAGAUAAAUUUUGAAAAAAUACUGAAAUGUAAUGAAGAAUAUUAUGGUAUAGAAAAAGAUUGUAAAAUAAUAAAUGAAAUAAAAAUUUGCAAACAAACCCAAAUUGUUAAUUUGGAAAACGAAAAUUGUACAAAAAAUUUAAUAAGGAAUAAACCAUAUAAGUGCACUGUAACAAAUACGGAACAUGUUAAAAAUAUUGUAGAAAUAAAUAAUGGAUUAAUACUUUUAAAUAGUUUCGAAGGAAAUAUUACUACAAAUAAUAAUAGUAGAAAAUUAAGAGGAUCAUAUUUGAUAAGAAUCUUUAAUGAAACUAUAAGAAUAAAUAACAUGAAUUUUACAACUUUAGAACAACAUAGCUAGAGACCACUGCCUGCUUUAAUUCAACAUUCAAACUCAAAUUCAGGGUUCGAGGAAGUUCUAUCCUUAAAACUUAUGAAAGAGCUUAAUAUAAAAAACAUUAAAAAAAUAAGUUCUUUGAAUCUUUUAGUGAAAUCCAGUCUAUUCACUCAUUUUGGGCUAUUAGCCCUAGUACUUACCAUAAUUGCAAUUUUCAGAUGCAAAAAGCGCGUAAAGCCUGAAAUAAUUAUUAGCAAACCGGAAUCAUUUCAAAUGCCAGUAAUUAAAAGGACGCAGCAUAGAAGUCUUAACGACAUCCCAUUUUUUUAAUUAAUCAAGCGGCGACGCUUGAUAUUUCGGAGGGAGGAGUUAACACAAUAUUUUAUGAACUACUACAUAAAUUCCAUUCCCACAUUAUAUGCUAGAAACAUACAAACCGUUUGCAUACUUUGGAGUCCUAUUACAACCAAAAGUGCAACUGCGCUAAACGCGCAUCCGCUAAAUUCUUAAGUGAGCGAAACACGCGCAACCAUGUCUUCUUUCCCAAAACCAAAUAGCUGCAGGUGAGCGCUACACGCGCAAACCCUUUUAGCUGACCAAGCAUCUUUGGUCACGUAGGCCGGCUCAAGCAUAGGUUAGACUAUAAACUUUAAAGUUAAGUGUAGUUAGUCUUUUUAAGUUACUAGACUCGACAGGCACAAAGUGCCUCUAAAAAACAUAAAUAAUUUUAAGAUAAUAAAAUAGGCGCAUAGUGCCGACUUAAUAAAAUUAAUUAAUAAAUAAACCUCCGUCUCGUUAAUUUAUAUAGUAUAUAUAUAUAUAUGUACAUAUAUAUAUGUGAGAUCAGUGAAAAUGAUGAUGACUGAUGUGUUUGACGUCCAAUCGCAGAAGAAAUUUAUUUCUUAUUCGUUAUAACUUAAGAACUAGUAAGAAUAUAAUAAUAAAAGGAAUGAAGGAUUAAAAACAUAUGAUAGCGUUAGGAGUUAGGUAGAGUUGUAUUUUAGGAGUGCUGCGCCGAAGAUUAAUUUAACGCCGUAAUGAUCAUUCGAGGUUGCCACAAUACUCCCCUCCUAGACACUCUGUGUAGUGGCGAUGAAAGCAGGUUUCAAACGAUGUAUUGAAACUUUAAUAACGCUGUUGUUUACUUCCACUAAAAAAUAUUUCGGAAAUCGUUGAAUAAUUUUGUAAAGUCCUUUGUAUGGAGGCGAUAGCGAUGGUCGCACUAGAUCAUCACGAAUAAAAACUUGUUGGCAGGUUUGUAACCCGGGGUGAACGAAUACUUUUUGUUUCGCGUGCCAAGCGGUGUCAACUGGUCGCAGAUCUCGCAUACAGGAUCGUAGUUGUUUGACCAUGUCAGCUUCGCUGUAUGUUGGUUUGCUAUCGAUGAAAAAUUCUGAAGGUAGCCGCAGGUUCUCGCCAUAAACUAGAUCGGUUGGUGCUGCAUCCAAGUCGCUUUUGUAUGUGGAUCGUAAGCCCAAGUGUAAAUAUGAAGUCCACUGACUAGUGUUAUGGCAUAGAAGUGCUGCUUUUAAAGUACGGUGCCAUCUUUCGGCGAGACCAUUUGCUUGGGGGUGGUAAGGCGUGGUCCGAAAAUGACGUGUACCCAAUAGCUGUAGUAAUUGUUGAAACAGGGCGCUCUCGAAUUGACGUCCUAAGUCUGAUGUGAUAGUUACAGGUACACCAAACCGUGAAAUCCAGCCGUUUAGUAGUGCUUUGGCGACAGUUGGAGCGGUUAUAUCUGGUAUAGGUAACGCUUCUGAAUCUAUCCAGGAUGGUAAGACAAUAGCGGUUUCCUUCGGAUGGUGGAAAUGGUCCGACUAAGUCGAUAUGGAUGUGCACAAAACGGCGUGUUGGUCAUUUUUGACGCUGAAACAAACUUCGGUUGUGUCGUGUAGUUUUAUUCCGCUGACACUGCAAACAGCAGCGGGCAAAAUCUCUGCUAUCCCGCUGGACACCAGGCCAAACAAAUCGCUUUGUUACCAAUCGUGUAGUCCCCUUUAUACCUGGAUGUGAAAGAUUGUGAGUAGACCGUAAAAACGUUUCUCCAAAGUUCUUGGUUACGAACGGUCGAACACGGCCAGUUGAGGUGUCGCAGCAUAAGCUUCUGGAACUAAAAGGAAGAGCGAAAUUUUGUAGAUUAAGAGAGUGUUUUAUGUUACAAUUCAAAAGAUUUCGAAGCUCCUCGUCCUUGGACUGGUCCUCAGCCAAGGUAUCGUAGUUUAAAGUUCCUGUAGAAAUUAAGUUUAUUCGUGACAGCAGGUCUGCUGUUACAUUAUCUUCGCCGCUUACAUGGCGAAUGUCGGUGGUGAUCUGAGCUAUGAAGUCGAGUUGGCGUAUUUGCCGAUUAGAAGCUCGAUCUAACUUUUGUUGAAAUGCGUAUAUCAGUGGCUUAUGGUCUGUGUAAAUAUGACAACGGCGACCUUCGACCAUGUAUUGAAAAUGUCGUAAUGCUAGGUAAGCGGCAGUCAGCUCCCUGUCGUAAGUGCUGUAUCUUUUUUCUGCACUAGUGAAUCUGCGAGAGAAAAAUCCUAAUGGUUCUAGACUACCAUCCACGAAUUGAUUUAGCACUGCGCCAGCGGCGAAAUCUGAUGCAUCUACCCAUAAAGAAUGUUCCGCGUUGUGCGAUGGGUGAGCGAGUAAUGCACAAUUGGCCAGUUGUUCCCUACAUGCAGUAAAACUGUCUGCUGCUUCCGCUGACCAAGUAAGUGGUGUAGUAUCGUUUCGCUUAUUACCACGAACCAUAUCAAAAAGACAGGCUUGUGUCUUCAGAGCGUGUGGUAUGAAACGACGGUAGAAAUUAAGCAUCGCUAAAAAACGCUUUAAAUCCUUGACGAUAACUGGUGGUUUAAAAUUAUAUAGAGCCUCAACGCGUUCUGGGAGUGGUCGAAUACCAUCUUUAGUGAUAGAAUGUCCGAAGAAUCGUAGUUCCGAAACACCAAAUUCCGAUUUACUAACGUUGAUAGUUAGGUUGUUCUCCCUGAGUAGUUGAAAAACUUGGCGAAAGUGGUUUUGAUGCUCUUCUUCUGAACUGGAUGCAAUACAUACAUCAUCAAGAUAAACAAAUACGAAGUUUAAACCACGAAAAACUUCGUUGAUAAGUCUUUGGAAUGUCUGUGCUGCAUUCCUCAAACCAAACGUCAUAUGCGUAAAUUCGUAGAGUCCGAAAGGAGUCGUUAUCGCCGUUUUACAAAUGUCUUCUUUGUUUAUUGGCACUUGGUGAAAGGGCUUUUUUAAAUCGAUUUUAGAAAAAACGCGUUUUCCUGCCAAGAUGUUAGAGAAAUCGUGCAAAAAUGGUAACGGAUAUCGAUCAGGAACUGUUACUGCAUUUAGUCCACGAUAAUCCCCGCAUGGUCUCCACGUUCCAUCAGGCUUAAGUACCAUAUGUAAUGGGCUUGCCCAGUUACUACUGGAAGGGCGACAAAUGCCCAGUUUCAUCAGCGAAUAAAAUUCAGCUUUAGCGGCGGUUAAUUUUUCGGGUGAAAGACGGCGUGGUCGUGCGAAGACGGGUUGACCGGUGGUAAUAAUUCGAUGUUCUACAGACGAUUUCUUUGGUGAAUUUAGCGGAUGAGAGCGUGUGAUAUCGCUGUACUCUGCGAGAAUAUUCGAAUAAGCAGAAUUCGCGUUAAAAGAUUUUAUACUGAGUAUGCGCGUUUUUUUCAAUUUUGCAAACCGUUUUUAAUUCGGUUUUGCGAUCGAGUAAACAUCUAUUUUUGAGAUCGACCAAAAGCUCGAAAUGAGACAGAAAGUCGGCGCCAAUAAUUGCUUGCGAAACAUCAGCGAUAACGAAAUUCCACAAAAAUUCGCGUCGUAAAUUUAGAUUAAGUUUCGAAUCGCCUCACCGAAUACAGAGAUCGACGAUCCAUUUGCGGCAAACAAUUUUAAACCGUUUGGAGAAGCUCGGGCUGUGUUGUUGCAUUUUGGUAUAACGGAAACGUCCGCACCGGUAUCUAUUAAAAAAUUUAAUUUUGCUGAUGUAUCGUAUAUGCGUAAACGGUAUGUCUUGAAGGUUUUAGACUGUUUGCCCAACUCUAAAACAGUCGCAGCCGAGCGGCCCUAUAAAGAUUUUUUCAAUAAAACAAAAUUGCACGGCUCUCGGUAUUUAGUUGCUUUCGCACCGAAUUUACUAUGGUACCAGCACAUCGGUUUGUCCGGUUUACUUAAAGACGUAUGGGAUCCACGUGACCUAGAUCGAGACCGCGAACGAAAAUUUGAUCCUUUGUUGUUGAAAAGCUUAUGCACCUGCCUAGUCAAUUCUGCUAUUUUAAGUUUCAAGCUCGAAACUUCAUUAAGUGCCAGACCCUCUUUCGCGUGGUUGUGUCGCAUCCCAAUAGUUUCGACAAUGAAGUCAGCGAUCUUUUGUUUUUCCACGAUAGCGACGUUUGUAGCAAUAAUCGCUGCUUGUACAUACGGAGGAAGUCUGCUUACCCAUAGAUCGUGUAAAAUGCUGUCAUUCAGAGUCGUCCCGGCUGCGCGUUUCAUGUCGUUAAAUAACUCGCUGGGGCGUCGGUCGCCUAGAACCAUGUCUUUAAGAACACGUUGCUGCCGCUGCUGUUGACUGUCCGAAAAAUGCUCGAUGAUCUUGUCCUGAAUGUAUUUGUAUUUAAAAUUUGUCGGCGCAGCGUCUAUGAUGCAGCGAAGCCCUAUCAACUUGUUAGGCGGUACACAUGCAAGAACGAUGUCGAAUUUCCUAUUAUCGUUGGAAAUCGAAGAAGCGUUAAACCAAAAGUCCAGCAAAUAUAAAUAAGCUUCGAUGUUGUCUUCGGUAAUUGUUGGUAGUGGUAGACGUGGAGUUGAACUUUGAAAAUCCCCAAUAUUGACGUCGGAGUACCGGUUGCCAGAAACCACAUGGCUACCGUUUAACGCCAUUCCUAUGAAAUAAAUAAGUUCAAUUUACCUACGGGGUCACCAGAUGUGGGAACAGUGAAAAUGAUGAUGACUGAUGUGUUUGACGUCCAUUCGCAGAAGAGAUUUAUUUCUUAUUCGUUAUAACUUAAGAACUAGUAAGAAUAUAAUAAUAAAAGGAAUGAAGGAUUAAAAACAUAUGAUAGCGUUAGGAGUUAGGUAGAGUUGUAUUUUAGGAGUGCUGCGCCGAAGAUUAAUUUAACGCCAUAAUGAUCAUUCGAGGUUGCCACAUAUAUAUAUAUAUACUAUAUAUAUUAAGGUGGGCCAAAAAUUAGUUUAUAUUUUAUUUUUCGUAGUUACCAUGAAAAUCUCAUUCAACAUGACUAAAAACAAGUCCUGGUAAAAUCUGAGCUCUUUAUAUUAAUAUUAAGAGGUGCCUCAUCGACAUUUUCGAUUUCCCAUAUAAAUUACAUGGAAAAAAAAUCAUUUUUUUUUGUGGUGGUUAUUGUGCGGAGAUUUUAAUGUGCACGCGAUGGCGGCCAGUAGGGAUGGUAAACUCGAUUCCGAUACUACUCGAGAAUCGAGUUUUCUCGUUAAAUAAUCGAUUUUUAAAAAUCGAUUUUCAGUAGUCGUA